UGGUCAAAUAUUUUUGCCUCCAGGAACCAAAAUAAAAAUUGCUUAGGUUUUGAUUGGAGGAGAUGCUUCUUCGUAUGUGAACAGUCUGAUAGGUUUAUUACUGCAUCGUUUUCUCAUUUACCGCGGGGGCAAAUGUUGAGGAGGUUUACCUGCUCUUAUGAGAACGGCCCUUUAUUAUAGUAGACGGCAGUUUUUUAAUGAACCAUGUAAGUACAUGUAUGAUAUUAUUUAGAAAAUGUUACCAUGGCAAUCGCCAAAGACUUCUGUAGGUAAAUGGUAACAAGUGGAUUUGACAACGGGAUAUUUCAAUUUUGCAUGGCGAUCCAAAUUAUAUUGUACUUCAAAGCAAGUAAAGUCCUUCAGAAGUUGCAACUUGAAUAAAUUUUGAGAAUUUUACUUCAUUCCAUUCAUACAUGUACAUAAGCUGGCUAUGCCGCACAAAGAUUUGGUUAUUCUUGUAGGCUUUCAUGCCUGUUUACAACAAUGGAGACGUAACUGCUUUGUUUUUUACUUCCCCUUUUGCAGUUAGAACUGGUCAUCAGACAUUUAUAACUGUCCUUGCAGGAAGAUGUUGUUCAACAGAUUGUCUGGCAAGAGUCACACGAGCAGAUGCAGCUGCAGCUCGGAUCGCUUUUAAGGAAAAGUCGCUGGGUGAUCAGAGGACAUGGCUGAUGGAGUACUUCAGAACCCACUCUUCUCGGUCUGAAAAUGAAAGUCUCCAAUUCUCCUACAACAUCGGUUUGGAGCAGGUGUGUGCCACAGCCUGGCAUCAAGUCGUUGGAAUUGUGAGGUCAAGAUUCUACUACUGGCAGAAGCAGUUCAGAGAUGGACUGCUAUACCCAUUGCCUGCUAACUGCUUGAGGAAAGGACACAAGAUUAACAAAACCCUAAACGCGAAGACAGAACUUAAUGCAUUUGCUCGUUCCUAUGGAGACCGAAUGCCUGACAGAGAGUCUGUAAACCUUCCACAUGGGUUCACAAAGCGAGAGGUGUAUAGAAGAAUACGACAAGAUAAUGCUGAGGUUUGUUCUGAGACUCACUUCAAAAGGAUUUGGAGAAAGGAAGAGCAGCACAUCACAAUCCCCAAGGUGAACCGCUUCUCUAAGUGCGAUGUGUGCACAGAGCUGAAAAUGAAGCUUGGCAAGACAAACGAAAAAGAUGUUCGAAGACAAUUGAUUGCACAACAUCAAAAACAUGUAGAGAAACAAAGCAGUGAGAGACAAAAAUAUUACAAACACAUCCGCAAAGCGAAGUCACAGCCAGAGAAAUACAUGAGUGUAAUCAUCGAUGGGAUGGAUCAGCACUGCACAUCAAUACCGCAACUCCAUCCAACACCUAAAGCUCUGAGCUACAAUGAUCAACUGCACACUCACAUCACCGGUGCACUUGUUCAUGGAAGAGGUCAACACGCCUACAUCGAUUUUAACGAGUACCCACAUGACAGCAACCUAACCAUUAAUAUCCUGCUCAACAUCCUGGUCCGUUAUGCCGACUCUCUUCCACCAGUCCUCUACCUACAGCUGGACAACACUUCUAGGGAGAAUAAGAAUCGACAUCUCUUUUCUUUUCUGUCCCUGCUCCUUGAACUCAAUAUCUUCAAGAAGAUCAAAGUUGGCUUCUUGAUGGUCGGUCACACACAUGAGGACAUCGACCAGUUCUUUUCAAGGAUUGCAACUCACUUGAAGAAAAGGAGCACCCCAUCUUUUCCAAAACUUCUGCAAGCUAUUCCCGCCGCUUUCCACAAAGCUCACUGCCCUACAACAGCGGAGCGCAUCUUACACCUCUUUGAUGUUCGCAAAUGGCUUCUUCCCCAUCAACACAGCAUGUGCUAUCACAGUAAACCACACAUAUUCAAAUUCGCACUGCACCAAGGAAAAGCCACCCUACAAACAAAAGACUGGUCAACUACACCACAUUGGAGAGACACCACUGGCAUCAACCACAUCCUGUCAUCACAUCCAGACGGACAACCAACAUUGGUAGAGAAGUCAUUUGCGGACAUCAAUAUCAUACAUCUACCAGACAAGCUCCAGCCAUACUUGGAAGAAGUAGACAUUGAGGCAUGGAGGUCCCUCUAUGAGCUACUCACCUUGGAAGAGGAGGAGAAUGAAGAAGAUUCAACAGUGAGAUGGCCUAUAUGCGAUCUACUGAUAAUGGCCAAACAACCAACUGACAGACCACAGCUUGAGGAGCAUGCUUGCAACACAGAGGAUGAAACAUUCAGACAGGUUCACAUAGGACCCAAAGUAAAGGAACAGAGGACAGAAGUUAGGGAGAGAGACAUGGUGGCAACAUAUCUCCCAGAGUACUCGACACACUGGCCUCAAGUUGGCUGCAUUCGCAGUGUACAUGAAGACAAGUCCCUACAGAUCGAGUGGUACACAGGAACCUUGACUUCUAAGUGGAAGGAGGUAAAGGUACCAGUCAAAGGACAAAAGGGCAGGAAACAGCUUUGGGUUGAGACUAUUGAUUCUAGUUCUGUGAUUCUCCCUCCUUUCUCACUGACUGCUGGAAAAAACUUCCUCUUCAAACAGUGAAUGGUUUGAGAGAGAAGCACAGUAGCUAUUUUCAGUAGCUUUGUAGAUCCUAGCUUAAUUGGGCCAUUGUAAUUGCCUUAGCUAUCAAAUAAUUGAGCAAAAUAGUAGGCCUAUUGGUUUCAAUAAAAUUGGAGUAAUAUUUUUUGGGGGUGGGGGCUGUGAAGCACAAGUGGAGGAGCUUUUUAAUUUCACCAGAGGGUCCUUAGUACAAAUCUUAGUUGCAUGAGAUUUACAAUCUAUAUGAUUUAAACAGAUGUAAUUUUAUCUUUUUUAAUAUUACUGUAAUAUUUUGAAUUGAAAACUUACAAGCUUAUUCCGCUGCCAGACAUGGCCGGAUCAGAAAAUGUACAAGUAACGGAUGGUACUUUUGUUUAAUCCGUCAUGCGGCUGUCACACUUGAGGAACGGAUGUCGUUUUUUGGCAUCGGUUGAUAUCCGUUAAAAUGGUUUCAUGUCCUUUUUGUCUCGCCUGCGUAGCAGGAGCCAGGCAUAGGCGUCACUUUUUACACCGGCGGUGUCGGCGUCAACAAUUAUGUUGUACACCCAAUAACUUUCUAUAUCUUCGAGCUAGGAUCACCAAAUUCUUACCAGUGGUACAUUUCUUGAAGACUCAGGUCAAGUUCGAAUAUGGGUCAUGGUCGACAAAGUUCAAAGGUCAAAAGGUCAAUGAACUUAAUAUACAAAGCUGUACUUAUGCUGUACACACAAUAACUCUCCACAGCUUUGAAGUAGAAUCGUGAAAUUCAUACCAGUGGUACAUCUCUUGAAGACUCAGAUCAAGUUUGAAUAUGGGCGAUAUCCGACAAAGGUGAAAGGUCAAAAGUUGUUGUUGUUGUUUUCCAGUUUUUA
Molecule: messenger RNA, 3385 nt
Organism: Strongylocentrotus purpuratus (purple sea urchin)
Lineage: Eukaryota; Metazoa; Echinodermata; Echinoidea; Camarodonta; Strongylocentrotidae
Exons: 7
Coding region: 468-2537 (689 amino acids)
Source: RefSeq, a predicted model, not a curated record